AACGCGCAGGAAAACUUGCCAUCCUCUUCCUAAAGGAGCUUCCAGGCUGCUGCUGCUGCUGCUGUAGUUUUUUUUUUCCUUUUUUCUUUUUUCCCAACCAACGCUUUUGCUUUUUGCAGGACAAUCCAGGCUCCUCCCUCGCACAACGUCACCCGAUCUCGAUCUCUCCCAAAGCGUCAGCGAUAGUCAGCAGCACACUGUGGUGGCAGAUCAACGGGGCGGUGCGCGUAGCGGGAUAGAGCUGCGUUUCAUCCAAAAAGAACGAGGGCGAAAGGGGGGCGCAUCCCACCAUUUCUAGAGUUACGGCAACUUCACCGGCCUUGGCGUGCAGAUCUGCUCCUGCUGACUGUAGCUGCGGGUGAAGAAGAAGAAGGGGAACCUGGAACUUGCGGAACUAAAACCGGGACAGUGCCCGCAGACCGUCCGUUAGGUGCGGUGUCAGCUUUGUUUCCUCGGAGGAACUCUGCUGGAAACUUCCCAGCACAGCAUCGAUCGAGGACCUCCCGCCCACUUUACCUCUGAUCCACAGCGCUGGAAGGAGGGAGAGAGAGAGAGUUCAGCAGCCGCUGCGGUGGAUGGGGCAACAAAGGCUCGAUGGUUAAACUGGAAGAGCUCCUUUGAUGCGAACUCAGCGCUCCCUGCCUGCCACUCGCUCGGUAUCAUUUCCUAAAACACUUCAUCACCUAAACGGCGAACCUGCAGCCGCUUUGGAUCUCAUUUCGGGAAGGGAACCCAGCCAGGUUCUUGUUGUAGUGCAAACUCUCCGCCAGCCAGCCGGGGGAUCGCCGCAGACGUGAAAUUGAUGCUCUGGUGCGGAGGAGCGCGCCACCGAUCCUCUAGUUUUGCGAAAAGUCUCCUGCUGCUCAGUGAGGGAGGUAGACUAGUUGGGGCCGCGAGUGGGAUUUGCAGAAGUUGCAUGCCUGGUCUUUGUCGUCUCGAGUGAGCCCCCGUCCAUCUACACUCUCAGGUUAUCACACAAGAUCCGGAUAGUUGAGGAGCCAUGGCGAAGUGUGCGGGGAUAUGGGCUCUCCUGAUGGCGCUGCACAUCCAAGCUGGCAGUGGACAGAUGGUACAGAUGGACCCCAGCAAGUCUGGCUUCGUGGGUUCACAAGUGGAGCUGCGCUGCAUUUUCAUCAACAGCAACCCGCCGGUGAAGAUCUCCCAGGUCACCUGGCAGAAGCUCCUCAAUGGCACCAAACAGAACGUGGCCAUAGCCAACCCGGCCCUGGGCGUGUCCGUCCUGCCGCCCUUCAAGGAGCGGGUCAGCUUCAAGCAGGCGGCGGUGCGCCAUCGCACCCCGUCCCUGGAGGACACCACCAUCAUGUUCUCCAACCUGCAGCUGUCCGACGAGGCCGCCUACAUCUGCGAGUACACCACGUUUCCUGCCGGGAACCGGGAGAACAUGGUCAACCUCACCGUGUAUGCUCGGCCCUUGACGCGCAUGACCUUGACGACCCCCACGAUCGUGGCCAGGUCUCAGAAGCGCAAGAUGACCGUGGCCACCUGCGUGUCGGCCAACGGGAAGCCCCCGAGCGUGAUCAAGUGGGACACCAGGUUGAAGGGCGAAGCCACGUUCCAGGAGACCCGCAACCCGAACGGGACGGUGACGGUGCGGAGCAACUACGUGGUGACGCCGAGCCGCGAGACCCACAAGCAGAAGCUCACCUGCAUCGUGACAUACCGCACCGAGAGGAUCGCAGACAGCGUGGUGCUCAACGUGCAGUACGAACCCGAGGUGAAGAUCGAAGGGUUUGACGGAAACUGGUACCUGAACCGUCAGGACGUUCAGCUGACCUGCAGGGCCGACGCCAACCCCCCUGUCACCAUCUACCAGUGGAAACUCUUGAACGGCUCCCUGCCCAGUAACGUGGAGAUCAAGAACAACACCCUGUUCUUCAAGGGGCCCGUGACCUACGACCUCGCCGGGACGUACGUCUGCGACGCCACCAACGGCAUCGGCACUCGCACCGGCAUCGUGGACGUCAACAUCACAGAAUUCCCUAACAACCCGACACCUACGGGCCAUGAGAUCCCUCAGGAGCCGCACAAUGCAGGUGCCGCCAUCGGGGGCGCUGUGGGGGGAGUUGUCCUGUUGGGCGUGGCGGCCAUACUGCUCUUCGUAUUCCUGCGCCGCCGCCAGCGCACCUUCAAGGGAGACUACAGCACCAAGAAGCACGUGUUCGGGAACGGGUACAGCAAGGCCGGCGGCCUGCCCGCCCACCCCCCCAUCCCCAAGAACCUGCAGUACCCGGACGACUCCGACGACGAGAAGAAGCCCGCCCAGAUCGGCAGCACCGGGAGGUUCGAGGCGAGCGAGCACGACGCCGAGUCGGAGGACCUGAAGAGGCCCUAUUUCACUGUGGAUGAGGGGGAGAGCCGAGAGUACGACGAGCGGACUCUGGCUUUCCAGUACGACCCAGAACCUGAAAUAGCCGAUGAUAUGAUCUCUCAAACCGACGGCUCUGUCAUUUCUAAGAAAGAGUGGUAUGUGUAGUGGCAUGCAACAACCAAACCAAACAAACCCCCUUCGUCCCCCACCUGCAUUCCACCGCACCCUUCACCUCCAUCACGAACCCCACCCCCACCCCCACCAUGUCAUUCGUCAAACUGCACCGUCAGUCCUCGUAUGGUCAACCCCAGUCCCCCCCUCCUCCCGACUCCCCACACAUCAGACCCCAUCCGACUAAUCUCAAUUAGAAAAAGCAUCUAUUUAAAAAGUGCUAGCGACGUCAGCUUGUCGACAGUGGCAGCAUUGAUACGAGUCACGUCAGGUGAAGGGGGAGUGAAUGCAAACUAAGGUAUGUACAUGGACUCGCUGACCCACGAGGCCAGAGAGGUGGUCGGUUGAUUAAUACUGGUGUAUUCUUCAGUUUUUAUUUUUGUUUUCUUUUUCUUUGUUUGCGUGUUGUAAAUGUAUUAAAUGUAUAAAAAGAGACAGCAGGUAGAGGUGUUGCUGAGCACAUUUGUGAAAGUCCUACACUGGAUGUACGAUUUGUUUUGUUUUUUCCAUUAGCAUUGCCGUUUUCUUAUUUUUAUUUUUUAUAUAUAUAUAUAGAUACAUAAUGUCUUUUUGUAUGAUUUCUAAUUUGUAUGAUUUUUUUUUAUUUUUUUUUUACUGACCCGGGAGAGUUAAAUGUCUGACGUGAUUACAGGUGGAGUUGUGAGUGUUUGUAGUUUUGUGGUCAAAUGUUUCAGAGAAAGAAGAAAAAAAAUAAUAAUAAUAAUAAUGAUGCCAUACACCUGUUUCACAGCAGUGGGGUUAGCGUCCAUGGAAUCACACGUUUCUCUGUAUUUAAAAGCGGAUAUGUUACUGCUGUUUUCCAAAGACAUGCUUAACAUUUCUGGAGCCCCCUCCCCUGCGCUGGGUUUGUUUCGUCCUCGCUUUCGUCCGCUGAGCCACACGGACGCGGCGGCAGCAGAUGAAUAUCCAGCGUUUUGCUAAAUUCCAUUCGCAUUAAAUUAGUGACCUUAUCAGAGUAGUGGAAUAGUGCGAGGAGAGAAGGGCUGCUACUGUAUCAUUUCUACUCUUCAGUGGUGCAAGAGAUGGGGGGGGGGGGGAUCUUUAACGCUCUGAAAUGUCAUGAUUGUCACUUGAACAGGUCGACCUGCGUACGCGAGCUCCACAUCUCACCACUAUAAUGAAAUGUCAGUUGUUUUUUUUUGUUUUUUUUUUAUUUUAUUAUCUUAUUUUGAGCUGUCAUAAUUAUGUUUUGUUCCCUUCCAUCAAACGGAUGCCACUGAAAAUUGUUUGAGGAGUUUUUUCACCCCCGCCCCCCCCUCCUCCUCCCCUCUUGAAUGACGACCAUGUCUCUCCUUGUAAUUGUGAGUCGGCUCCUUGCACCGAGGAGUCAUCCGUGGACACAAAAAGGACACGUGCGGGGAGGAAAAUGUCAAGCGGUGGAACAUUUUAACGCGCAAAAGGGAAUCGAAAAGAGGACGGUGGCAAAUGCUGGAGUGUAAUAUGUCACCUGCUGCUUUUAUAAUGUUUUUUUUUUUGUUUGUUUGUUUGUUUUCUUUCUGAAAUGAAUUUCGAUAGCUUUUGGGUGAUUUUAAAGUAAUGAAUAGUCGUCCUUUCCUCAAUGUUGCCGUCUGGAUCUGCUAACGGGGACGCAAUGACCCCAUCUGCAGACAUUAUAUAUAUGAAUAUAUAUAUAUAUAUAUGUUUUUAAAAUCGCUGUUAACAAGUGCCAGUGGAUGCUAGUAUAGCAAAUGACUUGUCUCUCUCCUCAGCACUGAGGUCCAUCACACAAUCAGCAUCCGCUUCAAUCUCUUUAAAAAAAAAAAAAAAAAAGAAUAAAUAAAUGAAAAAAAGCUCAAAAAUCGGCUAUAAACAGAAGCAUUGGAGAAAACGUGUGGAUGUAAACGACUUAUCUGACUGGCUCUGAACAAUAUAAAUACUGUAUUAAGCCUUAUUUUAUGCAUGUUUUAUGUGUGGGGGUGGAAGUGCAUAUGUUGCUAUUUUUUUUUCUAUUAAUUCCCGUGUGUUUGUCCUCAUUUGCAGCUCAAAAGACGACACUUUGUCAGUGUCGUCAGUAUUGACAGAGGUAUACGGGGCAUACAGUACCCAGCAACAAUACUACACACACACACACACACACACACACAAACACAAAAAAGAACAAUUAAAAAAGUAUAUAAAUAUAUAUAGAGAAAUAAAAAAAAUAACAUCUCUGUGAGAGCAGAUUUUUCUGCCGGCUUCGAGAUGUGAAUGUUUUACAGUCCAUGCUUGUCUACUGUAUGUUUUUAGAUGAGCAUGUUAAUCAUGAGCCUCAAACUAUAUUGUAAUUUCAACACAAAUUAGCAUCACAAAGUGGGAGAAUAUCAUGUUCUUAUUAAAAGUCUGUUGAUCUCAGUUUAGCUCACUUUCUGCUGCCUUAUUUCUGUUCUCGUUCCGUGUAUCCGCUACAAGACGAGUUACACGUGAGGUUCGCCACAGGACGUUUAAGAGAGGAGGGGGAGAAAUGACAGUGGAAGGAUCGCUACCUUCAAUGUGCAAAUUACAGUUUUAUAGUUAAUCGUUUCGCCUGCUGGGGGGAAAGCUUCGCUGUAUUUCACAUAGUUUGCGUCACAGCAUAAAAGACAGUUUUCCUUUCUAUCCUUUGUUCUUGCUUUUAGUGCCUAUCAAAGUUAGGAGACACAAGUUAGUCUCAGCAGUCACUGCGCCAUUAUUUAAGCUACUCAUGCCCAGGAUGACACAAUGAAAAAAAGAAAAGAAAAGAAAGAAAGAAAAGAAACUGCAAACCUUUAAAAUGUCAGACAGAUGCUGCUUUUUAACUCGCAUUGAAUUACGGUCGGCGCUAGCGACGCUUCUCGGUGAUCUUUAAAUCAACUGAUCUCUUAAAAGCCGCAUCCAUCGCCAUUUUAAACUUUAACUGCGCUUAAUGAUGACGACUCUUGUUUAUCACUCGACGCCCGGCAGUUUAGGUCCUGAGCAUUUUUUUUUCCCUGCGGCCCACUUUUUCUAAGCACAAGAAUUGAACCAACCCCCGGGGGAAAGGAUGUUUUACCUCGUGACAUUUAAAAUGAUUUUUUAAAAAAGCACAAAUUCGAAACAUUUUCCUGCGUCCGUCAUUCAAACCACUGCCACACUUUGCUUCUCAGACACGUUGGAAAGGGAGAGAAACACCUUCUUUCUAGUUUCGAGUCCGCGUUCCGUAACCUGGUAGAUGUAAGCAUUGUUUUCAUGUCGUUUGGGGUGUUAUGAGUUUCUAUUUUGUAAUACUGACUGUAACUUCAUUCCAUCCUAAUCUACUUUUUGUAUUCAGUAUGUUCAACAUUCCACUGUAAAUAGUGUACAUAAGGUUGAGAUUAUAGUUGGGAUUUAUUUAGGGACGACCUCGUAGGGACCCUGAUCUGUAAAAUAUACCUAUUUUGACUGCAAACACGGAGACUCGAUGAUGGCUAGAUGAGGUUGACGUAAAGCUUCCUCCCAAAGUCCUACCUAAAACUGCUCCUCUAGUGCAUUUUUAAAUAUGCCGGUUAGUGGCUUCACUGUCAAAAGCGAAAAAAGGAGUUAAUGUUAUUGAGAGAAACUCAAAAGAGAGGAAUUUUCUGUAUGCAGCCAUGUGAAUGUAUAUUUCUGAGGGUGUUACAAAUAUGAAAAAAAAAAAAAAAAUCUCUUGUUCAAUUGUGAUGACCCAGUGAAGUAACUUGUAUUUGUUUUAAGCAUUAAAUGAGUUCAAUAGUCAACGGA
Molecule: messenger RNA, 6193 nt
Organism: Mugil cephalus (flathead mullet)
Lineage: Eukaryota; Metazoa; Chordata; Actinopteri; Mugiliformes; Mugilidae
Gene: nectin1b
Product: nectin cell adhesion molecule 1b
Exons: 6
Coding region: 1001-2494 (497 amino acids)
Biological process (GO): heterophilic cell-cell adhesion; homophilic cell-cell adhesion; protein localization to cell junction
Cellular component (GO): adherens junction
Source: RefSeq, a predicted model, not a curated record